GAAGUAAGGAGUUCACAUUGUCGUACACACAGUGAGUAAAGCCGAGGCACCGUGUCGUAUCCAUGCUGUGGGAGCGCAGAGAGUUGUAGUCUGCAGGUGCUUUCAGUGUAUCUUGCUUAAACUGGACCAGCUGCAUGAUUCCACAAAACAAAAGGGACUACUUGAAGCGUUGGAAUAUUUUGAAAACACACUAUGGAAUAACAGCAACUGGAUCACUUUGGAAAUACUGAAGUGACUGAUUUUGGAUCCAUGGUUUGUCUUCAGGAAGGAAUUUUCACUAGACUAUGUGUUAUCAUUGUUGACGUUUGAAUUGGACUGCAUGUUUCUCUUGGACUAAAUGAAUUAGCACGGAUGAAUUGUCUGAACUGGAGGUUCUGAGUGAGUACGGCGCAAGCUCCUUACCUUUUGGGAGAAUACGCAAAGGGCAGCAGGGUAAAGAAAGGGGGGGAGGAAAUGAGGAAGCUAUAGCUUGUCUCCUGUCUCUAGGGAGGACUGCAUUCACCCCAGUGUCUCUACUGAAGAAUGCCGAGGGGAAGCGUUUAAAUGCUUUCAACCACAUGCGGCUCUAAAAGAAAGCACAUGAAAGAGAUCUCUGUGUUCCGGGCAGCAAGAGCAUUUUGGUCAAGGACACUUUAAAGGAAUGCCUCUAUUCUCUUUUGCUUUGUGUCCAACCAACCAUUCAUUCUGGAUCCUGCAUCAAGGGAAUUCCCCCCACAUUAUAUCUGCUGUAUAAUUUCAACCAAAUAUGCUAGCUUUCUUUCCUGUAAGGAUGCACAACUUCACCUUACAGAUGGACAAUACAAGCUUCCACUUCAACGACUGGAACAGUUCUAACAGCUCAGAGCAGAGUAAUGAAGUGUGCCCCAAGAAUGACGGAUUCAAGUAUCCGCUCUACAGCACAGUGUUCAGCAUUGUCUUUGUGGUGGGACUUAUAAUGAAUGUAAUAGCCAUGUAUAUCUUUUCCUGCACGCUGAAAGUCCGUAAUGAAACCACCACAUACAUGAUGAACCUAGUUGUUUCAGAUCUGCUGUUUGUUCUCACGCUACCAUUGCGAGUCUUUUACUUCAUCCGCCAAGACUGGCCAUUUGGUGGUUUGCUGUGCAAGCUGUCAGUCUCCCUGUUUUACACAAACAUGUAUGGCAGCAUCCUUUUCCUCACCUGCAUCAGUGUGGACCGGUUCUUAGCCAUUGUUUACCCUCUUCGUUCGCGGGAGCUUCGGACCAAGCGCAAUGCUAAGAUAGUAUGUGUAGCAGUAUGGGUGCUGGUGCUCUCAGGCAGUCUGCCAACAGGCUUCUUGCUGGACUCUACCCCCCGCCAAAGUAACAACUCCUCUGCCCAGUUCUGCUUUGAGAACUUCUCUUCCAAGCAGUGGAAGUCUCAUCUAUCCAAAGUGGUGAUUUUCAUAGAGACUGUAGGUUUCCUCAUACCACUGCUCCUCAAUGUUUUCUGUUCAGCAAUGGUUCUUCAGACACUGAGGAGGCCAAAGACAGUCACUCGAGGUGGGAAACUUAACAAGACGAAGAUCUUGCGUAUGAUAAUGGUGCACCUUUUUAUCUUCUGUUUCUGUUUUAUUCCUUAUAAUGUCAACCUUGUGUUUUACUCACUGGUGCGCACCAAAAUCUUGGAAGGCUGUGCAGCAGAGACUGUAGUCAGGACCAUUUAUCCAAUUGCUUUGUGCAUAGCUGUAACCAACUGUUGCUUUGACCCUAUCGUGUACUAUUUUACUUCAGAAACUAUACAAAACUCCAUAAGAAGGAAGUCACAGUUAGAUACAAACUAUAGCAUGAAGUACUCUGAAGCAUUGCAAUCAGAGACAAGCUCAGGCUUUAAUUUCAGCCUGAGGUCCCUUACAAACAAGAUGUUCUUCAAUCCACUGCAAGAGUCCAUUGCGUGAGGAGACUUCUUGACUCUUUGAGCUGUUGGGUAUUUGAUACAAACAUCUGUUCCGUUAAUGGACAGUUAACAGUUAAUUGUUACCACAUCGUAUUGAAGAGUCUGUGCCAUUUUAUUUUAACAUAUCAGAACAGCUAAAUAUGCACGAUAUCAGAACAGAAUGUGUAAAAAUAUGUAAAAUAAAGUAUUUAACUCCAAAAUACUUUUUAAAUGAACUGUAAUCAGUUUACUUUGUCACAUUGAAUGUUUUUUUUAUUUUAUUUUUUUUAUGAAUAUUAACAAAUCAUAAUCUUAACAUCGUGAUGUGUCAUAAUGUUUAUAAAUGUCAUUAUAGCACUUUAUGCUACAGUGUUAAUGUACAUUGUCAUCUCACAUUUUCUUAUGCACUGAUUAUAUUUCUGUUACCUGUAACAUGAAUAAAAAACUUUAAAGUGUAAAUAAUACAGUAUUAUAGGGCAUUAACUGUGUUGGACACAUGAUGAAAGCUGAUGUGUUUUGGAUCUGGUGUGCAUCAAGAAAUACAAGUACAGAAUAAACAUGAACUCUGACAACA
Messenger RNA from Tachysurus fulvidraco (yellow catfish), 2446 nucleotides. RefSeq names its product lysophosphatidic acid receptor 6a (gene lpar6a). Gene Ontology annotation, cellular component: membrane. The transcript has a single exon. Lineage: Eukaryota; Metazoa; Chordata; Actinopteri; Siluriformes; Bagridae. Gene Ontology annotation, molecular function: lysophosphatidic acid receptor activity. The record is from RefSeq and is a predicted model, not a curated record. Gene Ontology annotation, biological process: positive regulation of Rho protein signal transduction; phospholipase C-activating G protein-coupled receptor signaling pathway. Bases 746 to 1894 code for a protein of 382 amino acids.